Alternaria viburni is the source of this 636-nucleotide messenger RNA. RefSeq lists its product as uncharacterized. The record is from RefSeq and is a predicted model, not a curated record. The coding region runs from base 1 to 636 and encodes 211 amino acids. NCBI's taxonomy places the organism in Eukaryota, Fungi, Ascomycota, Dothideomycetes, Pleosporales, Pleosporaceae. Gene Ontology annotation, molecular function: magnesium ion binding; tRNA guanylyltransferase activity. Gene Ontology annotation, biological process: tRNA modification. The transcript has 5 exons.
AUGGCGAACAGCAAAUUCGAAUACGUGCGCGGGUUCGAGCAGCCCGACAAUCUAAUUCCCAACACCUGGAUCGUAGUACGGAUAGACGGACGUGGCUUUUCCAAGUUCACGUCCAAAUAUGAGUUCCUCAAGCCUAACGACAAGAAUGGCCUUGAUGUCAUGAAUGCUGCGGCUGUAGCGGUCAUGAAAGAGCUGCCCGACCUUGUCCUUGCAUUUGGCAACAGCGACGAAUACAGGACUGCGCCUUAUUCGAACGACGAGCCAGGUCAUAUCAACAAUCUGUACAACACCACUUUCUGGACCCUUGUUCAGCAGGGUGGCAUGGGAGCGCGAGAAGCAGAGCAAAGACUCAAAGGCACAGUGUCAUCCGACAAGAACGAGAUCUUGUUCAAGGAGUUCGGAAUCAACUACAACAACGAACCAGAGUGCUUCAAGAAAGGCACGGUGCUGUACAGAGAUGUAAGAGAUGCUUCAGCACCAUCAGAAUUCACGUCCACGUAUCUAACCGUGGCAGUUUUUCCCUACACCACCGACCGAGGCAUUGUCGUCACCCGUGCUGUCGGACUUCCCAACGCCACCGAUCGCUCAGCCAACACCAAAGCGAGCGUCCAAUCACCGGGCAUCACAGUCUAUUGA